Molecule: messenger RNA, 300 nt
Organism: Podarcis lilfordi (Lilford's wall lizard)
Lineage: Eukaryota; Metazoa; Chordata; Lepidosauria; Squamata; Lacertidae
Source: the annotation of a GenBank genome assembly
AUGGGGGAGAGGGAGGCGGAGUUUGGGGUGAGAGAUAAUACUGUAAGUUCCUGGCCUACUGUACAGAUGAAAGAGAUGGACAAUGAAAGUUGUCUUCAGGUGGCCAAUGCUAUUAAGUCAGCAGUGGAGAAUGGGCCCCUCCCAAGCCUUUCUGUCUGGCCCAUGAGACACCCCCACAUCAAGCCUCUCACCAGCCCUGUUCUCCCUCAUGUAUAUUUGCCUGGCUGGAAAAUGUCCUUGCACUUGGGUGAUGCUUUUUCCCUAGUGGGAGGAGGGAGAGGGAUAUAUGAAUGUGUGUAG